GCAGCAUUUACUUGAGCGAAGAAGAAGAUGACGAUUGCAAAUAGAAGAGCGUAAACCUUGUUUUAUUGGCCAGGAAGGUUGUUUUCAAAAUAACAGUAUAAAAAUAGACUUUUAAAAAUCAUUAUUAUGUCAUUCAAUGUAACUUUGGAUUGUCAGUGUGAAAGGUGUCAAUAACUGAAAUCGUACCAUUUCUAAAGGGUAUUACACUUGAGGAAAAUAUGAUGUAUUGUCCAUCUUGUUAUGAUAUCAACACCAUGAUGUCGAAAUGAUUGCUGCACAAAAACUUCAAAUCAGUGUCUCUUUCUUUUUUGUAGGACAAUGCUACGUUUUGUUUAUGUAUCUCUUCCUGUAUAUCAAGAAUAUUGAGACAGAGAGAGAAUAUCCGGAUCGGGUCGGAGUUUCGUACCUCUUUUUUAUAUAUAUAUAUCUGUGCCUGAGAUAUUAUCAUAGAAACUGUAUGAUUAUACUGUUGUAUUCAGGUGCACGCAAUGAUACAUAUGAUUCCCUAGCCUAAACUAAAUAGAACUCUAAACGCGGCUGUUUCGACUAGUGUAACAGGGAAAAAAUUGUACAACAGUAUCAUGAUUUAUGACGACGACCAUAACAACAACAACAUUUUCUUUUAUAUGAUAUUCAAAGAAUAGUCAAAUAUCUCCG
This is a messenger RNA of Gilbertella persicaria, 657 nucleotides long. RefSeq lists its product as uncharacterized. The coding region runs from base 266 to 514 and encodes 82 amino acids. NCBI's taxonomy places the organism in Eukaryota, Fungi, Mucoromycota, Mucoromycetes, Mucorales, Choanephoraceae. The record is from RefSeq and is a predicted model, not a curated record. The transcript is spliced from 2 exons.